This is a messenger RNA of Peromyscus eremicus (cactus mouse), 957 nucleotides long. RefSeq names its product taste receptor type 2 member 117-like. Bases 1 to 957 code for a protein of 318 amino acids. Gene Ontology annotation, biological process: detection of chemical stimulus involved in sensory perception of bitter taste; sensory perception of taste; G protein-coupled receptor signaling pathway. Gene Ontology annotation, cellular component: membrane. The transcript has a single exon. Lineage: Eukaryota; Metazoa; Chordata; Mammalia; Rodentia; Cricetidae. Gene Ontology annotation, molecular function: bitter taste receptor activity; G protein-coupled receptor activity. The record is from RefSeq and is a predicted model, not a curated record.
AUGGAGUAUUUUCAGCAGAGUACAUGUGAUUUCUUUCAAAUCACACUUAUGAUCAUCUUAACCAUGGAAUUAAUAAUUGGAAAUUUAGGAAAUGGAUUCUUGGCAUUGGUGAACAGCAUGAACUGGGUCAAGAGAAAAAAGAUCUCAUUAGUUAAUCAAAUCCUCACUGCUUUGGCAACCUCCAGAAUUUGUCUGCUCUGGUUUUUGUACACAGCUUUAUUAGUUUCUUUACCGAACCCAGAUUUGAUGACUGGAAGGAUGAUAAAAAUCAUUAAUAAUCUAUGGACAAUAGUCAAUCAUUUCAGCAUUUGGCUUGCUACAUGCCUUGGUAUCUUUUAUUUUCUCAAGAUAGCCAAUUUUUCUAACUCUUCUUUUCUUUAUUUAAAGUGGAGAGUUAAAAAGGCAGUUUCAGUGACACUGCUGGUGUCCCUGGUCCUCUUUUUUUUACAUAUUUUACUGGUCAACUUGCACAUUGAUGUGUGGAUAAAUGAAUCUCAAAGAAACAUAUCUUAUAGCUUCAGUUCUCAUAACCCUGCAGAAAUUUAUAGGCAAGUGUUAAGCAUUCAUAUUAUUUUCCUGUCUGUUCCAUUUGGUUUGUCCCUAUCAUCUUUCCUUCUGCUCAUCUUCUCCCUGCAUGCACAUCAGAAGAAGAUGCAGCAGCAUGUCCAAGGAUGUAGAGAUGCUAGCACCAUGGCCCACAUGAAAGCUUUGCAAACUGUGAUUACCUUUCUUCUGUUAUACACCAUUUUUUUCUUGUCUAUUUUCAUACAAAUUUGGAAGUAUGAGUUACUGGAGAAAAAUCUUUUCACUUUAUUUUGUCAGGUAAUUGCCCUGGCUUUUCCUUCAGUCCAUUCAUGUGUCCUGAUUCUGGGAGAUAUAAAAAUGAGACAGGCCUUUCUCUCUGUGCUUUGGUGGCUGAUAUGCAGACCCAACUAUAUGGAAACCUCAGGUCCUUAA